UACAAAAGACGCGUCGCGGAGCAAGCUGCUCCAUCAGUCCAAAACCGAUCGAGCUCCUCCAAUGUCUUCCACCUCAUCUUCGUCCAUGGACGACCAACCACCCCUUCUCCUCCCCCUCGCUCGCGGCGAAUACCGCCUCUUCGUCUUCCUCUAACACCCGCAUCCAAACACGCAAAGCAACAAGAAUCGACCAAGCCUUCAGUUAGAGAUUUACUUAGAGUUCUGAAGAUCCAAACAGGAGGGAGCCCGGGAGGUUUCCACUUUCCAUUUCCACCGCAACAGUAUGUCAGCGGCGGUUGUGCAAGACUUGGCGCCGGCCAUCGAGGCAGCGACGGCCGCGGAGGUGGAGUGGGCGGCGUGCGCGUGCUGCGGGCUGAGGGAGGAGUGCACGGCCGCGUACGCGGCCGGCGUGCGCGCGCGGUUCGCGGGGCAGUGGCUGUGCGGCCUCUGCGGCGACGCCGUGGGCGAGGAUCUCGCCGCCGCCGGUGGAGGAUCAGCGGCUGCCUCGGUGGAGGUUGAGGCUGCGAUCGCGAGGCACGCAGCCUUCUGCCAGGCGCUCUUCUGCAGGUCGCCGGCUGCGGCCGAGCGGCUCAUCGCCGCGGUGCGGCGUCUGCUCCGCAGCGAGAGCGGGAGGAAGGAGAAGGCAUCCGUUCAGGUGGUGCUGGAGUUACGGGAGGCCUGAAGCAGAUCGAAGAUCUGUUCGUUCAGGAGCUACUUACCUAGGUAGCUAGGGUCUAUUCUCUUCAGCAUCUACUACAAUUCAAAUUCAAUAUGCUUCCGUGGUUUACAGUUAGUUUCUGAAUAUCGACAUGCUUAAUUGGGGCGCCGAUCCUGAAACUUCUUCAGCUUCUUGUAAAUUUGAUGACACCAUUGUAGAGGAAGCAAGGAAAAUAAUAUAGAUGGAGCUCAGAUGAAAGAAUUGCAUUUUUUGUACUGGCAAGUGUAAAUCCAUCUAAGUAAUCCAACAUUGCCAAUUUUUGUGUCCCUGGUUUUA
Lolium rigidum is the source of this 994-nucleotide messenger RNA. RefSeq lists its product as uncharacterized. The coding region runs from base 284 to 682 and encodes 132 amino acids. The transcript has a single exon. NCBI's taxonomy places the organism in Eukaryota, Viridiplantae, Streptophyta, Magnoliopsida, Poales, Poaceae. The record is from RefSeq and is a predicted model, not a curated record.